AUGUCGAAAAGAGCUUUGGAAGAAGGAUAUAAAAGACUGGAUGUGGAUAAAAAAGUCAAAAGUAUGGCCAGCAAAGCGUUUCGAUUGAAGAGAACCCAAGAUUAUGAAGGCUCGUUUCCGGUAUAUAAACAACCUGAGGAAGUGACAUCGUACAGCAUAGAUGGUGAACGUCGUGUGUGGUUUGAUAAUCGAGAAAUGAAAUACUACUACCCACCUACCGGCAAGGAUUUGAACCAUGGCUACAAAGACAUGGUGCAACGCAAUGACACCAUUUCAGAACAUUUAGAUACGUUAUUGGAUGCACUUACCCAUGUUCGAAACCAAACCGAAGACAAGGAAAAAACCACUGCCGAUUUUAUUACUUGGCGUGGUAUUAUGACCAAGCUUCUGUGUACACCUUAUUCUAGAAAGGAAGGAUGGGAACUUCGCGCUACAAGAUACAAUGGAUCGAUUUAUAUUGAAGAGCAAACCACAGCGGAGAAAAGACAGGAAGAAGACAAAGCGUCCGAUCGACAACGGUUAAUGAGCUAUUGGGGAUAUCGAUUCGAGACGCUUUCGACGCUAUCCAAAGCACCUCAUCAAGUCACGAAAGGCGAUCCGGAAUUACAGCAGCGGCUUGUCGAUAGUGCGAAUACAAAUAUUCAAUACUGUAUCGUGGUUAAAACAAGAUUGGGCAAGAAUUCGAUUCUGAUGGGAGCAGAAGUGGAUUGUUGUCGAGACGUGAAACCAACGGACCCGUUGGCACAACCAAGUAAUUACAUUGAGCUGAAAACUUCAAGGGUUAUCCAAACCGACCGAAACCAGUAUUCGUUUGACCGAUAUAAGUUGUUAAAGUUUUGGGCCCAGUCCUUUCUUGUGGGAGUGCCUAGAGUCAUCUGUGGCUUUAGAGAUGAUGAUGGACAGAUAGUAGACGUCGUACAGUACAAGACGUUGGAAAUACCGCGUCAAGUGCGCGAGAAACCCAACACCUGGGUAAGUAGGUGUACCUUAACUUCUUUUGUAUAUACUCAUUGCAUAAAUUGUAGAAUCCAUCGGUUUGUUUGA
This is a messenger RNA of Mucor mucedo, 1044 nucleotides long. Its product is annotated as RAI1 like PD-XK nuclease-domain-containing protein. Gene Ontology annotation, biological process: NAD-cap decapping; nuclear-transcribed mRNA catabolic process. Gene Ontology annotation, molecular function: mRNA 5'-diphosphatase activity. Gene Ontology annotation, cellular component: cytosol; nucleus. The transcript has 4 exons. NCBI's taxonomy places the organism in Eukaryota, Fungi, Mucoromycota, Mucoromycetes, Mucorales, Mucoraceae. The record is from RefSeq and is a predicted model, not a curated record. The coding region runs from base 1 to 1044 and encodes 347 amino acids.